CUUUUCAUUCACUCCUCACGAACAGUUCUAACUUCAUCCACAAGGCCUCAGAGCAAAACAAGAUUGUUUGAAUGGUUUGGCCUCCUCAAGAAUGAACGAACAGCUCUUAAAGAAGUUUAAAUGGAGGUGAAGCGCAUCAUGGUUCCUCCACUUUGUUCUCACUCUUCAGUUCCAAGCCCCUCCUCACACUCAGACAUUCCUUGACCAUUAAGCGACCACCAACGCAAUGGACUUCUCCGAGCAUCUUCAAGGAUUUUUCCCUCUUCAUUUCCCUGUCAAUGCGAAUGACAUGACCUUCAUCGACAAUGAGGCUGAUCAAGCCCUAUGGAACGGCCUUGACCAGGAACAAGCCCCCGACCCGCUCGUCUGUCUUUGCCCAGAGGUACCAGGCCAUGCUGAUGGCGCUCUCAACAACGCUUGCCAAUUGGCCCUCGCUGGACCUUCCACUGAAAACAACAUGGGCGUCGCUGGACAUUCGCUCGACCAAGCUCCCGGGGUCAUUCCCGACCACCUCAACUACCCAGAACGUAACAAAGCCUUGGGUUUAGCCUCUGCCGAGCCAGCCGCAUCCCUCACUCCCAAUCCCAAGCCCUUCACUUGCGAUCACUGCGGUUCCAUCUCCGCCAAGACGCCGCGAGACUUUAAGCGCCACUUGGCUACCAAGAAGCAUCUCAAAAACGCCAUCAGAAACGGUCCAGGAGAGAUUGAGUUGGAGUCGUCACCGAACCGUGGCACUGAAUUCCGCUGCCCAGUUGCACCGUGCAACAAGACAUUCCCCCGCAAGGAUAACCUGUGGAGGCACAUUGCUAAGAUGCAUGGGAUCUCGGAUGAAGAUGAGUGAUGAAGCGUUGUAAUGGUUCAAUAAGUGGCGAUGGACAGAUUUUAAUGUCUCACGAAACUUUUG
This is a messenger RNA of Neurospora hispaniola, 904 nucleotides long. RefSeq lists its product as uncharacterized. Bases 227 to 841 code for a protein of 204 amino acids. Lineage: Eukaryota; Fungi; Ascomycota; Sordariomycetes; Sordariales; Sordariaceae. The transcript is spliced from 3 exons. The record is from RefSeq and is a predicted model, not a curated record.